UGAUAUUAAACUGAAUUAUCGACAUAUGGUGCUUCCAAGAAACAGCCAAGUUACUGUUACUGUAGGGCAUAUAAAUAAGAUGGUCACAACGAUUCUUUUAACACACACCAAUUAAUCAGAAGCUCUUAUCAAAUAUCACAUUACUCACAAUAACAUAACAGACAAUGGGCAAAGUUUAUCCUCAUCAAGAAUCCACAACAUCCUCUAAAUCCCAUGAUCAUUGUCUCAUCAGCAGGUCUAAUAAAAGAGAGAGAUAUACUGUAUGGAUGAAAUCACUUGUUCUACACUCCAAUGGUUGCACUGUCUAUGAUUCAAAGGGUAACAUCGUUUAUCGUGUUGAUAACUACGACAAAAAAGGUAAAAGAGAAGUCAAUCUCAUGGAUCAACAAGGCAAUCUUCUCUGCACCAUCAAAAAGACAUUACUAGCUUUUGGAUGUUGGGAAGGCUACAAAUAUUGCAAUAAUUCAAGUUUAAAAAGCCAAGAGGAGCAACCAUGGUUCAAAGUUAAAAGAUGUCAUAAGGUUUUCUCUGGGAAAAUAGCUUGCCAGAUUAAAGUGGGGUGCCAAAAUUUGUGUAUAGAAAGAAUCAGUAUAGGAAAAUCAUUUGCUUUUAGGAUUAUAAACAAAGAUGGAGAAAUCAUUGCAGAGGCAAAGCAAAAACUGUCGUCAUCCGGGGUUGUUCUGAGUAAUGAUAUUCUAACUUUGGAUUUGGCGGCUGGCACGGAUCAUUCUCUUAUAAUGGCUUUGAUAACGGUCUACGGAUUGAUAUGCGGUAAAAUGUAGUUAUUUCAUACUAUAUGCACAAUUCAUUUGAAGGCUAUGAUUCGGAAAACUUUUUGAUUUUGUUCACAUUUUCCAUUGUUUGUUGUCUUGACUAGUAUUUAGCUCAGUUUGCAUAAAAAGAUCAUGAGCUUCACCUGGAUCUUUUUUUUCCACUGAGCAUCAUCAGGAUCUGUAAUUAGAGAGAUAUGUACAUGUACACAUAUAUAAAAUUUACUAGGAUCAAGUUAAUGCCAUAGGAUAUAUAGUCAGAUGGUAAAAAGUUAGAAUGUGUAAUUUCAUAUUAUUAUCUUUGCUUUCUUAAUUCAAAUAUAAAUUAUACUAGCUUCAAAAGAA
Messenger RNA from Medicago truncatula (barrel medic), 1115 nucleotides. Its product is annotated as protein LURP-one-related 4. The record is from RefSeq and is a predicted model, not a curated record. NCBI's taxonomy places the organism in Eukaryota, Viridiplantae, Streptophyta, Magnoliopsida, Fabales, Fabaceae. The coding region runs from base 165 to 782 and encodes 205 amino acids. The transcript has a single exon.